AGUGCACUACCGUUCAUUUGGAGGCAGCAGCAAGGGACUGAAGCAUCGCCUGUCUGAGCUGAGGCAGGGCUGCAUUGAAUGGGGGAAUACUAGAGAGCAGCGCUGCCUGUCUGUCUGUCGACACUGUCUGGACUCUCACGCUGCAUCCAGGAUAGAUUGUGUGUUGAGUGGAUGAUAGGAAUAGAGGAUGCAGUUCUGAUAUGCACAGUAUGUCUGUUUGUGAUCAUAUGUGUAUAGGUUUGUGUGUGUUCACUACAUCCAAGCAGGCUCCAGCUGUGUUGUAGUCAUGGCUGCCUGAGGGACUGCUCCCUGGCUGUGUGGGUCUGGAGCCCCCUCUCAUAUCAUGCUGAAAGUUGGGCCAGCGGCCACCACUCUAAUCCUGCUGCUGUCAUACUGCUGCUGCCACCUGUGUCACUCUCUGGGAAUCCCUAAACUGUCCUCCUAUGCCAAGACAGAGGACAAACUGUUCAAGAACCUCUUCAGAAACUACCAGAAAUGGGUGAGGCCUGUGGAAUAUCUCAACGGCACAGUACGGGUCAGAUUUGGACUGGCCAUCUCCCAGCUAGUGGACGUGGACGAGAAGAACCAGUUGAUGACAACCAAUGUGUGGAUGAAACAGAUGUUAAUCCAUUCCUCUAACAGUGCCGAUGGACGUUUUGAGGGCUCUGUCACCAAGGCUGUUGUCAAGUAUGAUGGCACCAUCACCUGGACACAGCCCGCUAACUACAAGUCAGCCUGCAUCAUCGAUGUCACCUUCUUCCCCUUUGACCUGCAGAACUGCUCCAUGAAGUUUGGCUCCUGGACCUAUGAUGGCUCACAGGUUGAUAUCCUCCUGCAGGACUUCCAUGUGGAUAAGAGGGACUACUUUGACAGUGGUGAAUGGGAUAUAGUGAAAGCAACAGGCAGCCGUGGUCUGAGGAUGGACGGAUCCUGCCACUUCCCCUUCAUCACCUACUCCUUCAUCAUCCGUAGACUGCCGCUCUUCUACACCCUCUUCCUUAUUAUCCCCUGUAUUGGCCUUUCCUUCCUCACCAUCCUGGUCUUCUACCUGCCCUCCAACGGCGGGGAGAAGAUCUCCCUGUGCACCUCUGUGCUGGUGUCCCUCACCGUCUUCCUUCUCGUGAUCGAGGAGAUCAUUCCUUCCUCCUCCAAGGUCAUCCCUCUGAUCGGGGAGUACCUGGUGUUCACCAUGAUCUUUGUCACGCUCUCCAUCGUCAUCACCGUCUUCGCCAUCAACAUCCACCACCGCUCCUCGCCCAUGCACCAAGGCAUGGCGCCCUGGGUGCGCCGUAUCUUCCUGCACAGGCUGCCUAAGCUGCUGUGUAUGCGCAGCAACGUGGACCGCUAUGCUACCCCCGUAGAGGGCAUUAUGAAGUCCACCCCUCAUCUCUCCUCCACGAAUGACCUGCAGGCUGCUUUGGACUCUAUCCGUUACAUCACCAUGCAUGUGGUCAAGGAGAACGAGGUCAGAGAGGUGGUGCAGGAUUGGAAGUUUGUGGCUCAGGUUCUGGAUCGUGUGUUCCUGUGGACCUUCCUCCUGGUCUCAGUACUGGGCUCUGCUCUGCUCUUCAUCCCUGUCAUCUACAAAUGGGCAAAGAUCAUUGUCCCCAACCAUGCAGGCGGCAGCGGAUAAGACUAAACUGAGUCUAAGUGCACUGAGCACAACAAAUUCAGAGACACUACAGUCAGUGCAGAGGCAGAGACACUUACUCACAUGUGGGUGUGGGAGACCAGUUAUAAUUGCAAUGGAUUCUAGUUCCAUCAUGAUUUUUGAUUUGUGUAUAUGAAUGAGGGAUUAUUGUCUCUAUGUUUCUGUAUCUGUUUAUAGAUUAAAUUACAUACAAUUGUUUUA
Salvelinus sp. IW2-2015 is the source of this 1852-nucleotide messenger RNA. Lineage: Eukaryota; Metazoa; Chordata; Actinopteri; Salmoniformes; Salmonidae. The record is from RefSeq and is a predicted model, not a curated record.